AUGCAAACUGAAGUUCCUACGUUACCUGUAGUACACUUCAAUACCCAUAAGAACCUCAAUAGGUAAUCACAAAGAUGUCAAAUAUUUGUAAAGAUAUUUUUGUACAUUUAUAAUUUAAAUUACAAUGAAUUAAUUUAUAUUAUCAGUAGAACAUUUCUAAUUUAUAAAAUUUAUUCUUAGUAAUUGUACAUCUAUAACAAAUAUUCCAAUUAUUUGUAUUAUAUGUGUACAUAUAUUGUUGUAUGACUUGAUUCCUUUUAUUUAAUUUUUUUUAUAUUUGUAUGUUUUAUGUAUUUAUUAUAUAUUUAAACUGUAUUUUAAAAUAUUCUCAGCAUGAACAAAGAAAUAUUAAUUACAUAAAUUUUUAAGAAUUUUAUAUAUAUAUAUAUAUAAUUUUCAGAAACCAAAAUUCUAAUUUAGGAGGACUAUCAAAGGAAAUAAAAAUUAAUUUAUCUCAUAAAAAUAUAACAUAUUUUUCAUCUAAGAAAAAAAAUUUACAUCCUUUACUUGGACGGCCAUACCAAAGUAAUGUUCGACAAUGUUCUUCUUCAGAACAAUCAAAACUUAAUAAAAGUAGCAUUGAACAGAAAGUUUUGUCUGCAAAAAUGUUACGCAUUAAAGAACUACAAAAUCAGUUAGCUGAUGCACACUAUCAAUUGAAUGAAUUAGCAAAUGAAAAUAAGUUAUUAAAAGCAUUACAAAAAAGACAAGAUUCUGCAUUAAAACGUUAUGAAGGAACAAAUGCCGAACUUCCGAGAAUUAUUAAUUCUCAUCAUGAGGAGUUAAGAGUACUUCAAAGUAAAUAUAAAAAGUUAAAAACAUUACAAAAAGAAACCUGUGAUUUAUUAAAGGAAAAAGGAAAUGAGCUUCAACAUUUACAGUCACAAAAUAAACAUUUGUUACAACUCAGUAAAGAUCGUAAUUUGGGAGAGAGGGAAAAAUUACAAUUAGAAGUUUCUGAUUUAAAUCAUAGAAUACAACAACAGCAAAAUACUAUACAGACACUACAUAAAAAAUUGACCCUUGAAACGAAAAGUUUAAAACAACAAUUACAUCUCGAAAUUUCUAAACGAAAAGAAACACAAAAAUAUUUAGAUGAAACAGCAGAAAAAUUAAAAACUUUAGAAAAUUUAUUAGAUAAUAGAGAACGAAGAUUAUAUUAUAAUGGACAAUUAUUGUUUCCCGAUAAGAAUCGACGUUUUGGCACACAAUCUCUUACAAACUUAAGAGAUAUUAGCCCAUAUUUUAUACAUCUGAAUUAAAUGAUAAGAUUAAAACAGAGGAAAGGGUAAAUUCAAAUCAAACUUUAGAGUAUAUAAAAUCUGAAACUAUGACAAAUUUGGAACAAGUACGAAAAUAUCGUCUUCAAAAAUCAUCAUACGGAAAUACAUCAAAUAAUUUAGCAAAAUCUAAGGAACUAGAUUUCACUAUAAACAAAAAUUCAGAGAUUUCAGUAGAUUUAGAAAAAUCAGAACAAUUAGAGAACCAACAAAAAGAGACUCAAAGAUAUCAAACAAGCGCAGAUAAAUUUAGGAAAAUAUAUAACAAUCAAAAAUAUGAAAAUUUGAUCUGUUCAUCUGAAGGUAGUGAAAGUGAGAAUGAAAAUGAAAAUGGCAGAAAUGAUUAUAAGAAUGCAACUAAACAAUUGCAUGCAAGGUUAAUUAGCAGUGCAGAUGAUACUUCAGAUUCGAAGGAAUUAACAUUUUCUGAUUGUAAAUAUAGAGAUAAAUUGAAGAUUUUAAUAAGAGAGAGAAAAAAUUCCUAUGAAAGUGACUCGGAAAUAGAAUCUGAAAUAAGAAAAGAAUCAAUUGAACAUUACUUAACAGUGAAUCAUCAAAAUAAUACACUUAUUUCAUCUGAGUAUGAUGGUAACCAAGUUCACUAUAAUUCUGAUAAAGAAAUAGAAAAAUUGUCAUGUUCAAAAAAUAUUUUAAAUGAAUCACAAAAUGUUUAUCAAAAUUUAAUUGAUAAAAUGCACAUACAAACUAAAAAUGUAGAGAAUGAAAAUAUAUAUACUCAACAUGAUGUUCAAACGGAAUGUAAAAACUCAGAAAAUAUAGGAAACUAUAUAACUGAACAAACUGAAACACAAGAAUUUAAUGAUCCAAGUAUUACAAAAAGUGAUUUUGAAAAUAAAUUAUUAUCACAAACAUAUUCUAAAGAUGAACAUGAUACAUCAUUGAAAACUAACAACACAGAGUCAGAGUCAGUAAUUGGGUCUAGUAUUAAACCAGAAAUAUCACGUACAAAUGAAAUUCUUUUUAAUGAUUCACAAAAAAAAUCUUCUGUAAAAGAUUUACUAAAUUCUUCAAGCAAUUUAAGUAAAGGAGCAACAAAUAAAGUAGAUACAACAGAAGUAGAAAUACAAAGUAAAAAUAUAGUUCAAAGUUACGAUUUAGAAACAAAAAAUAAAUUAAAUAAACAAGAAUUGGAAAAUAUUGAUAUAGUCUCACAUGAUAUACAAUCUCUUGACAAUGAUUCAGUUCAUGAUAUAUUAACUGAUGUUAGUAUUACAACUGAAAAUAAUGUAAAAACAAAAAUAACUAAUUAUAACAAAGAGAAGUUAUUAGCAUCAAUGAAAGCUAUUGAUAACAAUGAAAAUAUUGAAUUUAUAAAUCAAAAUUAUGGAAAACCUAAUAUAAUAAAAAGAAAACAAAUGACAGAAAGAAAUGUAUUUCAUAAUUUACCAUCUCACGUGAAGAAAAAGCAAGAUAUUAUUAAAGAUAUAUUUGAUACCGAUGUAAUUAAAAAUGAAUCAACAGAUAGGUGUGAUAAAUUACAUUGAAAUAUAAAUGAAUAAAAGAGAAAUAUUAAAGUAUUUGCGAAGUUAUAUAAUAAAGAUAUAAACUAUAUAAAUAAUUAUAUGUAUUAUAUUUUUUUUAUAGUAUAAAUAUUAUAAUACAUCUCUAUUUUACAAGAGGUUAG
Molecule: messenger RNA, 2925 nt
Organism: Heterotrigona itama
Lineage: Eukaryota; Metazoa; Arthropoda; Insecta; Hymenoptera; Apidae
Source: the annotation of a GenBank genome assembly